Jaculus jaculus (lesser Egyptian jerboa) is the source of this 891-nucleotide messenger RNA. RefSeq names its product cone-rod homeobox (gene Crx). The record is from RefSeq and is a predicted model, not a curated record. The transcript has 3 exons. Lineage: Eukaryota; Metazoa; Chordata; Mammalia; Rodentia; Dipodidae. Gene Ontology annotation, molecular function: RNA polymerase II cis-regulatory region sequence-specific DNA binding; DNA-binding transcription factor activity, RNA polymerase II-specific. Bases 1 to 891 code for a protein of 296 amino acids. Gene Ontology annotation, cellular component: nucleus. Gene Ontology annotation, biological process: regulation of transcription by RNA polymerase II; multicellular organism development.
AUGAUGGCAUAUAUGAACCCCGGGCCUCACUAUCCGGUCAACGCCUUGGCCCUGAGUGGCCCCAGUGUGGACUUGAUGCACCCAGCUGUCCCCUACCCAAGCGCCCCUAGAAAGCAGCGGCGCGAGCGGACCACCUUCACCCGGAGCCAGCUGGAGGAGCUGGAGGCUCUGUUUGCCAAGACCCAGUACCCAGAUGUGUAUGCCCGCGAGGACGUGGCUCUCAAGAUCAACUUGCCCGAGUCCAGGGUCCAGGUGUGGUUCAAGAACCGCAGGGCUAAAUGCCGGCAGCAGAGACAGCAGCAGAAGCAACAGCAGCAGCCCCCUGGGGGCCAGGCCAAGGCUCGCCCUGCCAAGAAGAAGGCCGGCUCGUCCCCUCGGCCCUCCACAGAUGUCUGUCCAGAUCCUUUGGGCAUCUCAGAUUCCUAUAGCCCCCCUCUUCCAGGCCCUUCAGGCUCCCCCACCACUGCAGUGGCCACUGUGUCCAUCUGGAGUCCGGCCUCGGAGUCCCCUUUGCCGGAGGCCCAGAGGGCAGGGCUAGGGACCUCGCUGCCCUCAGCCCCCUACGCCAUGACCUACGCCCCAGCCUCUGCCUUCUGCUCUUCUCCCUCUGCCUAUGGGUCUCCAAGCUCUUAUUUCAGUGGGCUGGACCCCUACCUCUCCCCCAUGGUGCCCCAGCUGGGGGGUCCGGCUCUCAGCCCCCUGUCGGGUCCCUCUGUGGGCCCCUCUCUGGCCCAGUCUCCCACCUCUCUGUCAGGCCAGAGCUAUAGCGCCUUUAGCCCCGUGGACAGUUUAGAGUUCAAGGACCCCACAGGCACCUGGAAAUUCACCUACAAUCCCAUGGACCCUCUGGACUACAAAGAUCAGAGUGCCUGGAAGUUCCAGAUCUUGUAA